AUGGCUGCCCCGGACGCUUCCGCGCCGCCCGCGGGACACGGCGCCGCCACCGGACGGCGGAAACGCGCCCCGCCCGCCCGCCCUCCGCGCCAGCCCGGCCCGGCCCGGACGCGGGACCCCGCAGGGCACCCGGGACUCCGCGGGGACCACAGACACCCCCACCCCCGGGACCCCGCGGGGAACACAGACACCCCACCCCCGGGACCCCGCGGGGACCUCAGACACCCCCACCCCCGGGACCCCGCGGGGACCACAGACACCCCCACCCCCGGGACCCCGCGGGGACCACAGACACCCCCACCCCCGGGACCCCGCGGGGACCUCAGACACCCCCACCCCCGGGACCCCGCGGGGAACACAGACACCCCCACCCCCGGGACCCCGCGGGGACCUCAGACACCCCCACCCCCGGGACCCCGCGGGGAACACAGACACCCCCACCCCCGGGACCCCGCGGAGGAACACAGACACCCCCACCCCCGGGACCCCGCGGGGACCACAGACACCCCCACCCCCGGGACCCCGCGGGGAACACAGACACCCCCACCCCGCGGACCCCGCGGGGACCACAGACACCCCCACCCCCGGGACCCCGCGGGGAACACAUACACCCCCCACCCCGGGGACCCCGCGGGGAACACAGACACCCCCACCCCCGGGACCCCGCGGGGAACACAGACACCCCCACCCCCGGGACCCCGCGGGGAACACAGACACCCCCACCCCCGGGACCCCGCGGGGACCUCAGACACCCCCACCCCCGGGACCCCGCGGGGACUUCAGACACCCCCACCCCCGGGACCCCGCGGGGACCACAGACACCCCCACCCCCGGGACCCCGCGGAGGCUUCAGACACCCCCACCCCCGGGACCCCGCGGGGACCACAGACACCCCCACCCCCGGGACCCCGCGGGGACCACAGACACCCCCACCCCCGGGACCCCGUGGCGACCACAGACCCCCCCACCCCCGGGACCCCGCGGGGACCACAGACCCCCCACCCCCGGACCCCUGCUGGGGCCUCGGACCCCCGCAGGGAACCCCGGGACACCGACCGCAGUCCCCCCACCCAUAUCCCUGCAGUGAACCCCGGACCCCUGCAGGGACUACAGACUCCCACCCUGACCGACCCCAGGACCCCGGGUCAUUCCCCGGGCCUACAGACCCCCCUACCCGGACCACCACGGGGCCUACAGACCCCCGCCCCCCUCUCCCUCCACAAAUCUCCACCCAGACCCCUGCAGGGACUACAGAUCCCGCCACCUGUACCACCUCAGGAAACCCCUACCACCUCUAGGACCAAAGGGGCCCCCCUGGACUUCACAGGGAACCCCGGACCACCGCGGGACCCCUCACCCAGACCCUAUCAGAACCAGAGACCCCCACCUGGACCCCACAGGGAACCCUGA
Cynocephalus volans (Philippine flying lemur) is the source of this 1410-nucleotide messenger RNA. RefSeq names its product basic proline-rich protein-like. Lineage: Eukaryota; Metazoa; Chordata; Mammalia; Dermoptera; Cynocephalidae. The coding region runs from base 1 to 1410 and encodes 469 amino acids. The record is from RefSeq and is a predicted model, not a curated record. The transcript has 2 exons.